GCUCGUUCGGCAUCAAUCUUGCGAAGUUUCCACGAAGAUGAAGAUUCCAGCGCUACUCGCGGCAUCCCUUCUCGUCUGGGGUCUGGCUAAUGCCGACGGCUCAAUCGGGCAGGAAUCGAACCAUGGAACAGUGAAGAAGAAGCAGGUCCAGGUCCAGGUCCGCGAAAAGAAGGAAUGGAAUAGCGGGUGGGACUCGAAAUCCAGCAAUGUAUGGGACAGUAAAUCCAGUACCGGCUGGGAAUCACAGUCGAAGGGGAAGGCUGUGGCGAUCGAGGGUGCGGCAGUGGGAACCGGAAUGGCGGAGACAGCGGCCGCGUCUGGCGAGGCAAUAGCCAAUAACUUGGGUACUGGAGAAGCAGCCGCUAAUUCGCAAGCUUCAGCGGCAACUCAGUCAGCGAUCGCGGCUCAGUCUGCUGGCACUGCUAGCGCGCUGUCUACGGACGCGGCAAAAUUGGCGGCCGAAGCAGCCGGGGCACAAGCGAGAGCAGCCGGCCAGUCUGAGAAAGCUAUGAAGGCGUCGCUGGCGACCAGGAACGCUGCGUUGCAAGCCGAAGACGCUGUAGCUCACGCCAAAGCAGCCGCCGGAAGGGCAGAGGUACUCGCAAGGAACGCAGCAGGCGCAAACGCCCGUGCUGCCUUACAGUCGGAAAAAGCGAACGAACUCGCACAAGCAGAAGACGCAGCAGCGGCCGAGGCCCAAGCCAAGACCGCCGCAGCAGCCGUAGCGACUAAAGUAGCCUUGCAAUUAGCCCAAAUCGCUGUUAAAGCCGAAGCCGCAGCCGCAGCCGCGGCCGCAGCAGCCGCCAAGGCAACGCAGAUCGCCGACGCCGCUGCCGCGCGCGCAGCCUCCGUGAAUGCCAUAGCUCAAGCGGAAGUUGAAGCUUCCGCCCAGGCUGAGAACACUGCUGGUGUAAGCCAAGCCGCUGCUUCGGCAUCCGCCGAAACGAUGGCCGUCGCCGCAUCAGCAUCAGCGACCGCUGAAGCGGCCGCAGACAACGGAGCUGGAAAAGGAGAGCUUAGUUUACCGAAAUCAUCGAAAGUGGAGAUUCAAUCUAAGAAAAUAAUCACGACAGAAAAGGUCGAUAAAGCUUCUUCCGGCUGGGACUAAAUGCCCGAUUAUCGAGGUUGGAUCUAGGUGUGUGAUAAUACAGUUUGGAAACAGUUCGAGAUGAUGCACACUUACUUUUCAAGCAGAGUAUAUUCUAGGAUCAAGAAGACAGUAAACGAGAAAAGAUAAAAUUUAAACAACGAUUACGUGAAAAUCGAUGUAAGGAUGCCACUAUUAAACUGUUGUAGCAAAUGAA
This is a messenger RNA of Osmia bicornis bicornis, 1304 nucleotides long. RefSeq names its product antifreeze protein Maxi-like (gene Fibroin4). Lineage: Eukaryota; Metazoa; Arthropoda; Insecta; Hymenoptera; Megachilidae. Bases 38 to 1108 code for a protein of 356 amino acids. The transcript has a single exon. The record is from RefSeq and is a predicted model, not a curated record.